This is a messenger RNA of Drechmeria coniospora, 2034 nucleotides long. RefSeq lists its product as uncharacterized. The record is from RefSeq and is a predicted model, not a curated record. The coding region runs from base 1 to 2034 and encodes 677 amino acids. Lineage: Eukaryota; Fungi; Ascomycota; Sordariomycetes; Hypocreales; Ophiocordycipitaceae. The transcript has 4 exons.
AUGGAGUCGUACGAAGCGAUACUCGACAAUGUUCGCACCGUUGUCGGCUGCAACGGCGUACGCACGCUCGAGGAGAUUGCACCGAUGCGCCAGUGCACCAUCGAGCGUCGUCUCACGGCAGCCCAAGAUCGGCUUUCCCCCGAUAGCCUCGCUGCCAUUUAUACCGUCUGGCUCCAUGAGCAGAUCCUCCGCAUCCAAAGCAUGCCCCCUCGUCACAUCGUCCAGCGCUGGGUGUACUUUCUAGCCCACAGAGGCUAUGGUCCCGAGUCGCUUCGGCGCCUCUGGAUGCAUGCUGCCUUUAUCGAGUUGAGGAGAUGGACCUCGGCCAUGCUCCCCGCCCAGUCUCGCGACAUCAGCGAGACGGUUGUCGCCGUCAUCAGGGACGACUACCCACCCGGGCUGUGCGGCCCAGCCAUCACCGGGCAUCUUAUGCCUCUGCCUCGCACGCCGAGCCCGCUUGCUCUCAGCUCUCGAGAAGAUUGGGCCUCGGCACGCGUUCCCACAUCUCGCCAGGUGAGUGACGUGGUCGAGACGCCCCUGACACCUUGUGACAGUGCGGGGGCCGACGAAUGUCAUGCUUCCGCACGAGCCGACAUCGAGUGCGAACUUUGCAGAGCCAGUGACCAUCAUGCUUCCCACUGUCCGCUCUGGAGGCUGACCGGCCAGGUUCCCGCGGAGGAGUCGGUGGAAUGCCGCAUCUGUCGCACCUCGGGACAGCACUCGACCGAGAAAUGCCCUGAAAAUUUGGAUCGCUACAGUCCACGUCUGUCCCUUGCGCCCAGAAUCCUCGGAGAUGGCGACCUCUCACACCUGUCUCUAGAACCGCACCCACCCUCGAGGGGUCCCUACGGAGAUGGCUACCACCCGCCACCGCGAGCCACCAUGACGCUGCCGCGGAGGUGGGAGGAUGUACCCAUGAGUGGUGUGCUGGAUUCUGCCCUCGAAUCCUCCGCCGAUGGUUCAGCAGGAAGUGGGCUCUGGCGUGCCGCCGAAAACUGCCGAGCCGGCUUCUUCCAGCAUGAUGGUGACCGCAAGACGCAUCGGAUAAACGACGACGAGAAGGAGGCCCUGCGGCAAGCCGACGAAUUCCUCGCGCAACUCUCCGAAGAGAUUGCACAGAGGGAGAUGCGUGAUGGACCUUCACUCCCGCCGCAAGUCCCCCCAACCGAGCUGGCCAUCGAGAAGGCGCCGAAGAGGCAGAAAUCCCUCGCUGGUGCCCGAAUCGACAUGCUCGAAUCAAGGCAUGCCAGUCCUGUCACCCCGAGGAGCUUUUUCGAAGCCACUGAGCCUAUCAAAGCCACUGAGCCUACCAAAGCCACCUCGGAGCCAGUCGCGCCAACGGAGGCGGCUCCGGUCGAGAUCAAGCUCGGCAAAACUACCAAAGCCGUGGCCGACGACUCGCAGUACUCUGUCGUGGUCGAGACCCUGUUCCGGAACCGGGCCAACGUCUGGGUCAACAACGUAAAAAGGCCAACGGCGCUCGAUAUGUGGGACAGGCUGCACGGGGACAAGGUCGUAGGGGAGCCGCAGAACGCCGCCGUGGACAAGACUGCGGAGGAGAUGCAGCACCGGACGCUUGUGGUGACAAGGCGGUGGGGUGAGAAAGGACAGUCAGAUGCCCGACCUCGUCAGAACGACCUGCUUGCUCGUCUCCUCGAUCUCGCCAGCCAGGAAGACCUCGUCCAGGAUGGCGUAGACUUUGUAAAAGUUGAAUACGAGAUCGAGCUCGCAGACAUUGCCGAAGAAGGCGUCGAGCACCUCGACGAAGAAGUGGAUGGCCUCGAGAAAGGCGAGCUCGUUGUCGUUGGUGUCGACGCAGGCGCAGAAGAAGAGGCCGGCGUAGCGACGGUAGACAAUCUUGUUGUUGCGGAACUCGACGAAAUUGGACUGGUACUUUUGGUCGCGGGGAGCGACGAGCCGGUGGACCUCGCCCUUGAGCUUGAUCUUUUGCUCGUCGCUGUAGGGGGCGUACCACUUGGCGAGCCGGGUCUUUCCUCUGUGCAGGCUGUUAGGAUCGGCCAUGCGUUCACGUAG